Molecule: messenger RNA, 3502 nt
Organism: Oncorhynchus tshawytscha (Chinook salmon)
Lineage: Eukaryota; Metazoa; Chordata; Actinopteri; Salmoniformes; Salmonidae
Product: rho GTPase-activating protein 18-like
Exons: 4
Biological process (GO): regulation of actin filament polymerization; regulation of small GTPase mediated signal transduction
Cellular component (GO): cytoplasm
Molecular function (GO): GTPase activator activity
Source: RefSeq, a predicted model, not a curated record
AACCUGCUGAGGAAAAUUCACCAGGACCGCAAGGAUAAACCUGACAAGAACUCCUCCGAGCCAUGUCGUACAGUAAAGAUCCAGGUGGGAGAACUGAUGAGCAGCACCAUGGAGGUCAAGGUCAACAUAAACUCUAGAGCAUCAGACCUACUGGCUCAGUUCCACAGGCACCUCCACAGCUCUGACAACACCAAGGGCCUGCUCAAGAGGAACAGUUUGGUGAAUGAUUUGGGAUCAUACCUGGACUGUGCCAUGUAUGAAGUGGGAGGAAAUAUUGGUGAGCACUGCUUGGACCCAGAGACCCAUCUCCUGGACCUGUACAACAACAACCCCAGUGGAGAGUGGGUCAUCAAACACAAACCGCUGACCACCAGUAAGGGACUGCAGAUAUAAGACAGUCGCAGGAGGAGGGAGAGACCAGCAGGGGGCUCCAAGAGCCAGCCAGAGGAGGAGGGAGAGACCAGCAGGGGGCUCCAAGAGCCAGCCAGAGGAGGAGGGAGACCAGGUGGAGUAGAGGAGAAGAGGAUGCUGCCACCACAAACCACCUCAAGGCUGAGCCCUCUCUCUGCCCAUUGCGGAGGAGACCAGACUAGGAGAAGUAAAGCAGCUACUGUGGAAAAACACCCCACCUCCAGACUUCAGGUGGAGGAGUGGCUGAGCUUGUGUCUCAGUCUGCUUCCUGGCUUGUCAGCUAAGCUCUCAGGCUCUCAGCCAAUCACUUCCCAGCAUCCGCAGAAGCCCAGAUGGGAAUCUGAUGCAGCUGCCUCCGAGUCUCUCUUUCUUUCUCUCCCACUCUCUCUCCAUUCCUUCUACUCAUGCCAUUUGAUCACAAAGUAAUAAGAGAGGCACAUGCACAGUAUAUCUCUUUUCCUUGUUUGUCUAUUUCUUUAAUGUCACACAGAGGGAAAGUCAGGUACUCUGAUGAACUGAUGUAAGGGACAGGGACUCUUAGGUCCCUGUCCCUGAUGGCUCUUGGCCUCUGAUGGCUCUAUAAGAGGCCCUAAACACAGGGGACAGAGGGCAUAGUUCUCUCUAAGUGAUCAAAGGUCAAUCUCUAAGACAUGAUUACAGUACCCCUAAAGGGAACUGUUGUUUAAGACAGUGAAGCUGGACUUCAACCUUUCUGUUUGUUUUUUUUUUGUUUUUGAAGGAUUUUAUGAAGUAUUGAAUAUCACGAUGGAUUGACUAUUUAUAAUUGAUUGGAUGUAUCUGUAUGUAUAUGUAUGUAGUCAUUAAUGUUCUCCUUGGAAAUGGUUGAAAAGGUGUUUCUGAUCGUAACAUAACAGUCAUGUAAGCUCACCCACUCUUUUCGGGGACUCUUUUCAGACAGUCUUCUUAUUCUUGUAAAUGUUUUGAUCAGUUGUACUUUGCUGCGGUUCUGCAUAUUUAUUCUCUCAUCCUAUUACCCAUGUGUCAUCACUUCUUCAGAGUACACUUUUAUAUGAAAUCUAUGAAUAGUGUUUACACGUUUUGAGGAAGCUUGGACAUUGCACCAUCACAUCAAUAUAAAGUAUACACAUGUUCUAUAUGACAGCCUAUCAUGAAUUUACACAUCUACAACAUAUCAUGAAUUUACACAUCUACAACCUACCAUGAAUUUAUACAUCUACAACCUAUCAUGAAUUUACACAUCUACAACCUACUAUGAAUUUACACAUCUACAACCUACCAUGAAUUUACACAUCUACAAUCUACCAUGAAUUUACACAUCUACAACCUACCAUGAAUGUAUGUUUAGCUACCAGUCUCCUCAGAAAUGACAACAAGAAUGUAACAAACUGCAUAGAUCUCAUCUCAGUCACAGCAGUCACUGGUUCAGUCAUUGGUUCAGUCAUUGCUCAGUACAGAGUCAGAGCCACAGCCUUCUGUUCUAUUGUGCUGCCAUUUUAGGAGAGAGAACCAAGCAGCAGUGUAAUGACAGCCAGCAUCCAUCACACGGUGUAAUUCCCUGUCUGUCACACGACCUACUGAUGCAUCGUCACGGUGUAUUGGUUCAUGCAGUGGUUCAUGCAGUGGUUCAUGUAUUGGUUCAUGCAGUGGUUCAUGUAUUGGUUCAUGUAUUGGUUCAUGCAGUGGUUCAUGCAGUGGUUCAUGCAGUGGUUCAUGCAGUGGUUCAUGCAGUGGUUCAUGCAGUGGUUCAUGUAUUGGUUCAUGCAGUGGUUCAUGUAUUGGUUCAUGCAGUGGUUCAUGUAUUGGUUCAUGCAGUGGUUCAUGCAUUGGUUCAUGCAGUGGUUCAUGCAGUGGUUCAUGCAGUGGUUCAUGCAUUGGUUCAUGCAGUGGUUCAUGCAUUGGUUCAUGCAGUGGUUCAUGCAGUGGUUCAUGCAUUGGUUCAUGCAGUGGUUCAUGCAUUGGUUCAUGCAGUGGUUCAUGCAUUGGUUCAUGCAGUGGUUCAUGCAGUGGUUCAUGCAGUGGUUCAUGCAGUGGUUCAUGCAUUGGUUCAUGCAUUGGUUCAUGCAUUCCAUGAACAUUACCACAGAGGAGUCAGUUCUUCUGGUUGAUAGAGAGGGUAAUAUCUGGGUGUUAUUACGGAUGUUAUUAUCUCUGUGUGUGUGUGUGUGUGUGUGUGUGUGUGUGUGUGUGUGUGUGUGUGUGUGUGUGUGUGUGUGUGUGCGUGCGUGCGUGCGCACGUGCAUGUGUGUGCGUGUGUGCGUGUGUGUGUGUGUGCUUGCUUCAUUACACAAGCCCAAUUGGGUUGAGUCCUGAGUCCAUGGCACAGUUCAGUACCCCGGUACAAAGCACUGAUGGAACACACACACACACACACGGCCUUCUGCUGACGUUAAUCAGUGGAACUAGGUCACCUCUAAAGCUCUGUUCUCCCUCAGGGGAAGUAGUGACACUAUACACCCCAGUCCACAGUACAUGAGGAGAUAUUGAUGCAAACACACACGCAAACAGCUGACCAAUAACAUGGGCCACAUGUACAGCAUGUGGAGAACUGACAUAUUGGAAUGUUCAAUGUUCCGUGUUUUCUACACUAGGACGUGACGUCAAAAACACAUGUAUGAGGAGUAAUGGAAAAUAGAGAAAUGUAUUUUACUGUAAUAACCUGAGUAGACUGAAUGUCUUCAAUGAAUGGACUUUGCUUUGUAAUAAUGUACUCACAAUCAAAUGCUACCGUAGUGCUCUGAAAGACAUUUACCCUACUGUAGGUUACAAUGCUAGUUCAGUAUAUAUGGUUUAGAACCAAAACCCUGUAUGGAAUUACUGCACGCAGUAGGUGUAUUUGUACUGUUUACAAAAGCAAUUAUUUUCUACUCUUGUCAAGUGAAAGUAAUUUAGGUAGGCCUGGUGCAAAUAUCUUUUGUAUAAAACAUUUUUUUUUAAAGAUUUCUCAAUAAAUGUGAAAAUAAUAUUGUGAACUGUUUGUUAUUUCACAUAUAUUGAAUUUACAGAAAUACUAUGGAAAGACUAUGGAAUUUCUACAUCAAAUCAAAUGUUAUUGGUCACAUACACAUGGUUAGCAGAUGUUAAUGUGAGUGUAUCGAAAUGCUUGUGCUUC